AUGCACGAGAUACUUCUCGACGCAUUGGUUUCCGUUGUAGCAGCCGCAAUAGUCGUAGUGACUAAAGAAUGGGUACGUAGGCGCAAAGCGAGAAAACUUCAGCAUUGUGAAAAUCUCCUUCCGCUGGUACGACAAGCCAAAGAAGCGAGAGAUUUACGAGAGUUGGCCGAGUGGUUUUUGAGUGACGAUGAAGAAGAAGACAUUCAGUUGCAGGAAAACGCUGAUUCUAUUGAAGUUGAGGUUAAUAGUAAUAUCGACAACAGUAGUAGUACUAAACGAUAA
Messenger RNA from Paraglomus occultum, 282 nucleotides. Lineage: Eukaryota; Fungi; Glomeromycota; Glomeromycetes; Paraglomerales; Paraglomeraceae. The record is from the annotation of a GenBank genome assembly.